This is a messenger RNA of Sorghum bicolor (sorghum), 1616 nucleotides long. RefSeq names its product exopolygalacturonase. Gene Ontology annotation, molecular function: polygalacturonase activity. The coding region runs from base 16 to 1404 and encodes 462 amino acids. The transcript is spliced from 2 exons. Gene Ontology annotation, biological process: carbohydrate metabolic process. Lineage: Eukaryota; Viridiplantae; Streptophyta; Magnoliopsida; Poales; Poaceae. The record is from RefSeq and is a predicted model, not a curated record.
GCGCGCCAUGCACGCAUGGCCAUCGUCCCCAACACCCCCUCGCCGUCGCCGCCGUGUAUAUAUGUGCUGGAGCGCACCGCCUCUCUCAGGGCACGGGCACCGGCACGCAGCCUCCAUCCGAUCCCCGGACCCCAGCACGAGAUACAUACACCGAUGGCGUUCAUCAGCAACGACGUCGUGGCGAUGAAGGCGGCGGCCGUGUCCGCUCUGCUGGUGUUCGCGGCGGUGGCGUCGCCCGCCGCGGGCGCGCCGGCGGUGGCGGUGGCGGGAGGCGCGGCGUCGAUGCCCGCGGGCCCGCUGGACAUCGCGCAGCUGGGCGCCAAGGGCGACGGCAAGUCGGACAGCACCCCGAUGAUCCUCAAGGCGUGGAAGAACGCGUGCGACGCGACCGGGGUGCAGAAGAUCGUCAUCCCGCCGGGCAACUACCUGACGGGCGGGCUGGAGCUCAAGGGCCCCUGCAAGUCCUCCAUCAUCAUCCGCCUCGACGGCAACCUGCUCGGCACCGGCGACCUCAACGCGUACAAGCGCAACUGGAUCGAGAUCGAGAACGUCGACAACCUGUCCAUCAAUGGCCACGGCACCAUCGACGGGCAGGGCUCCCUGGUGUGGAACAAGAACGACUGCCAGCAUUCCUACAACUGCAAGGUCCUCCCCAAUAGCUUGGUGCUGGACUUUGUGACGAACGCCCAGAUCAGGGGCAUCACGCUGGCCAACAGCAAGUUCUUCCACCUCAACAUCUUCGCGAGCAAGAACGUGUUGAUCGACAAGGUGACGGUGAAGGCCCCGGGGAACAGCCCCAACACGGACGGAAUCCACAUGGGGGACUCUGAGAACGUGACCAUCAGCGGCACCACCAUCGGCGUCGGCGACGACUGCAUCUCCAUCGGGCCCGGCAGCAAGACGAUCCGGAUCGACGGCGUCAAGUGCGGCCCCGGCCACGGCAUCAGCGUCGGGAGCCUGGGGAGGUACAAGGACGAGAAGGACGUGGAGGACGUGAAGGUGAAAGGUUGCACGCUGGUGGGCACCACCAACGGCCUGCGCAUCAAGUCGUACGAGGACUCCAAGUCGUCGCCCAAGGUCACCAAGUUCGUGUACGAGGACGUGACCAUGGACAACGUCUCGUACCCGAUCAUCAUCGACCAGAAGUACUGCCCGAACAACAUCUGCGUCAGGUCCGGCGCGUCCAAGGUGGCCGUCACCGACGUCGUCUUCAAGAACAUCCACGGCACCUCCAACACGCCCGAGGCCAUCACGCUCAACUGCGCCGACAACCUGCCAUGCCAGGGCGUGCAGCUCCACAACGUCGACAUCAAGUACAACAAGUCCAACAACAAGACCAUGGCCGUCUGCAAGAACGCCGUCGGCAAGUCCUUCGGCUUGUCAAAGGAGCUCGCGUGCAUCUGAAGUUCUGAACCACAACCAACACGCAUGCAUAUAUAUCACAUAUCCGCUGCUUUGUUUUUGUUUUUGUUUUUGUUUUUUCCUAUCACAAAAUUAACCAACCAAUGCUAUUAUUAUUAUUAGGCGCCUGACAAUCUACGAACUUGCUUAUUCUACUAGUAGUGUGUAUGUGUCUGUAUAAUUCCGUUCCAUAUAUACAUUCACGCUCAAUGAUA